Messenger RNA from Danaus plexippus (monarch butterfly), 1889 nucleotides. RefSeq names its product luciferin 4-monooxygenase-like. Gene Ontology annotation, molecular function: long-chain fatty acid-CoA ligase activity. The coding region runs from base 101 to 1744 and encodes 547 amino acids. The record is from RefSeq and is a predicted model, not a curated record. Gene Ontology annotation, biological process: long-chain fatty acid metabolic process; fatty-acyl-CoA biosynthetic process. Lineage: Eukaryota; Metazoa; Arthropoda; Insecta; Lepidoptera; Nymphalidae. The transcript is spliced from 12 exons.
UCUCAACUCACCAGUCAUCGGAUGUCCACAACGGAGACACGGAGGUGAACAGUACUUUAAUUGAUUUUGAUCGCAAUAUAUUUAUAUAUUAUCUUAAAGGAUGGCUCCAACAAGGAUCAAUGACGCUGUUCAUUGGUACAUGUCAAAUCUUACUUCUCGGAUCAUAGCAAGGACUGGUAUCCCGUCUGACAGAUAUCAUAUGGGAAAAGUUAUACUGCAAUGUUUAAAAGACUAUCCCGAAGCAGUGACUCAAAUCGAUGGAGCCACUGGCGAAUCGGAAACAAACGAAACCAUUCUAGAAAGAUCCGUGAAAUGCGCCACAAGUUUUAGGAAAUUUGGUCUGCAAAGUAUGGAUGUCAUUGUACUGAUGGCACCGAAUCACAUACAUCUCUGUAUACCAUUCUACGCCGCAUUGUACACAGGAAAUGUUAUAGCCGCUGUCGAUUUUAAUUUGGGGAAAAAUGAACUACAGCAAACAUUAGCUGUUUUGGAACCGAAAAUCAUAUUCUGCCAAAGCUCGAAGGCACCGACGAUACAAUUAGCAUUAAACGAAAUUGAUUCCAAUGCAUUUAUUGUAGCUUUUGAUAAAGGCCAUUAUCUGUGUGAUUUCGACUCAUUUAUAGAUAAAUUCUAUGACGGAACUACGAUUGACGAAUUUGAACCCACAGAUUUUGAUCCCGAGGAAGCAACGGCAUUUCUGGUAUCUACGAGUGGCACCACCGGAUUACCAAAAGCAGCAGAAGUGACCCACAAAAACUUUUUAAUAUCACUACCGAAUCUUUUUUUACGUUAUACAGAGUUUCCUACACCUACGAAAAUGGCUCUGGUGGGCUCUCCUUUGCAGUGGCUGACGGCUUUGUUCAAUUAUGUUGCUUCGGCUAUAUUCAAAUACACCCGUCUGCAAUCUUCUUUGCCACUUACCAAGGAACACGCUUAUUACUUGUUCCAUACUUACAAGCCAACAUUCAGUAUUUUAAGCCCAACUCUGAUAACGUCUCUUCUUAAAAAUGAAAAUAAAUGCGACUUCUCCUCCUUUGAAUUCAUAAUGUUGGGAGGAAGCGCGGUGCCAGCGUCUCUUAUUGAAGAAAUAAAGAAUUUGUCACCAAAUACAGAGGUGAUUAAUGUUUACGGUAUGAGUGAGAUUAGCAGUAUCGCAUUUAUGGGAGAUUACGGUCCACCCGAUUCAUGUGGUCGUCCGCUAGGGGUUUUCUACUAUCGUUUAAUUGAUACGGAAACCCAAGAAGAUAUCUUAGAACCCAACAGGCCUGGCGAAUUGUGGGUUAAAGGUCCCUCUGUGUUUAAGGGAUAUUAUAAAAAUAAGGAAGCCACUGAAGAAGCAUUCGCAGAAGACGGCUGGUUUAAAACUGGAGACAUGUUUUACAGAGAUGAGAAUUGGAAUUAUUAUUUUUUGGAACGCAUCAAAUUGCUUUUAAAAUAUAAAAGUGAUCAAAUAUCUCCAGUGGAAGUUGAGAACGUGAUAAGACAAGUACCUGGUGUGGUUGAUGUCGCUGUGGCUGGUCUGCCAGAUCCAGAAUGUGGAGAUAUACCUGUAGCCUGCGUUGUCAUUCAAAAUGGCGCUACUAUUACAGCUGACGAUAUAAAAAACAUUGUCCGAGACAAACUAUCCGAUUCAAAACAACUAAGAGGUGGAGUAAUUUUUCUGGAUAGUAUACCAAUGACAGCAUCUACAAAAGUACAUCGGAGAAAGCUGAAGGAAAUAGUUAUGAGUUCUAAAAGACUUUGAGAUAAUCGAAUAAUCUAGAUACAAUAUCAGAAGCAAUACUGUUAAUUUUGUUUUUUGACUAUCACUUCCUUUGUUUUUCAGGGCACAUAACUUAAAAUUAACAUGUUUACCGUAGCCGUCUAUAUAAAUAAUAUUAAUUAAUUUA